CUCCAUUUGCACGCGUGUGCUGUGCCCCGUCGCAGCAUACGAAUACUCUCUUUUUAUUCCCCCCGCGCUACUUCCAAAUAAAACGGUGUGUAAAUCGCGUAUAUAGAGCCCCCAGUCCGACUUCGACCUCGCCAUGGUGUCGACCACCAACGACGCCGUCUUCCAGCGGCGCAACAACCAGAUCCAGGAUGCCAUUGAUGCGCAGAACCUCAAGCAGGCGCUACAGCUUAUCGAGAAACGCAUGAAGAAGGGGGAGGAUACGAGGUUUUUGAAGGCAUGGAAAGCCCAUAUCCUCUUCCGCCAUGCCGACGAAGCCCACCACAAGCGUGGUGUGACCGAGACCCUCGAACUAUGCAAAGCCGAACCCCCCGCGACGGACCUCGAGACCCUCGAUAUCCUGCAGCAGACCCUGGAGAAGAUGAGCAAUCAGGAAGAUACCAAGCGGGGACUUUGGGAGAAGGCCGCGAAGGCCAAGCCGCAGGAGCUGGAGAUCCAGAUGCGGUGGUUUACAUAUGCGUUUGAGAAUGAUGAUUGGAAGUCUGCGCAGAAGGCUGCCAUGAGUCUUCAGAGCAAUUUCCCGAAAACGCGAAAGUACUACUUCUGGGCUAUCUUCCUCUGCCAUCUUACCGCUACCGACUCGAAGAGCUCAGAGGCCGAGAAGAAACUCUUUGGUACUCUGGCAUACCGCAUGGCUUCUAAAGCCGCCGAAAGUGUUCCCUCCGAUCCCAAAGAAACGCCUAGUCCACCUAAAGCCAUCCAGACCACCGAAGAGCUACUUCUGCUGGUCAAGAUCCUCGAGACCCAAGACCGUAACUCCGAGAUCGUGAAACUUCUUGACAGCGAAAACCUCGGACUCAAUUCGCAGAUCGUCCAGAACGAUUGGACCUUUGUCGGAACCAAGGUGGACGGUCUGGAGAAGGCUGGAAUGUGGACCGAGGGUCUGGCCUACGCGAAGAGCUUGCUCGCAAUCCCCACCGAUGAGAAUGAGCGGAAGGCUCUGCAGGAGCGUGAUGACUGGGCUGUCUGGAAUUUGCUUGUUGCGUCUGUACGGAAUCUCAACAACGCAGAGGCCACUACCGAGGCGCAAACUUUCAUCAAAGACUUCCUCAACGCAGUGCCCAAGUCUCGUAACGUGCAGUUGGCUCAAUUGGAUCUGAUGCACUGGGGUGUUCAGUCGGGCAGCUUAACGAAGGAUGACCUUUAUUCUGCUAGUCAAGAGUACUUUAACCGGAAUAAGAGCAAACUUUACUGCUUCGGUGACCUUCAGAAGUAUCUUCCUGAAUUGGAAAAGGAUGGAUUGUCCAAGUUUGUCGAGUACACACUCAAGACGGAAGAGAGUGAAAGCGACACCUCUCCAUUCAAAGGCGUUGCGGUUAUCAAUGCCCUUAAGUUGGAGUACUGCUUCCAACUGUCAUCCGACGAGGCCAGCAUUACAACGCAAAAAUCCGAGGAUUACAUUGCCCGCUGCCUGAAGACCUACGGUGAACUUCGUAGCCCGGAGCAGAAAUCAGACGAAUCUGUGAUCGAGAGCCAACCGAGCGAUGACCUUUGUCUGCUCGCUGCGAUGAGCUUGAUGCGUUUCGGACACGAAGGCGAACAAAUCCCAGAUACCACUCUCAUUCGCGCAGCCGGAAUUCUGGAUCGUCUGCUCGUCGACUCGCCUCACAACUACCAGGCAUUGUUGUUGCUGGUGCGGAUCUAUCUCCGUCUCGGUGCUGGUUCUCUUGCUCUCAAGACCUUCAGCAAGCUCUCCGUCAAGCAGUUCCAGUUCGAAACUGUCGCCCACAACCUCUUCACACGCAUUGCAACCGUCCACCCACAAUCGGCACCACCGAUCGAAGGUGCAGAAUACAAGGACUUUGAUCCGCAAAUCGCCCUUAUGCAGGGUCUCAACUUCUACCGUAAUGCGGAUAUCACGACCAUCCGGAACCGAUCGAAUGGUUUGGACUUCGGCAGUUACGUGAACGUGGAGGGCACCAUCGACCUUCAGAGGCGCCUGAAGAACAGCAUCUGUCGGAGAAUGUAUGCGUUGGAAGUGAGGCGCACGCAGAGACUGGUCGGGGGGAAACCGGUGGGGCGCUACGAUGAGAUUGCAAACGACGAGUCUUCUAUGUAUGACCAGCGGAAAUUUGACGCGUUCAUGAACUGCGAGGCUCCUGGGAAGCCAACGUUCGAAGAGCGGAUGCGCUUGGGUCCAUUGCCUCAGGAACCAUGGAUGAAGUCGAGUAGGAUAACAGACCGACUUUUCGGGCUCCUCAAGGAGCUGGCUGCCCAGAGACCUGUGUCUGUGGAGGCUGCAUUGCCUAGUCUCGACGAGAUUCUUGGAUCGGACCCAGAAUCUGAUAUGACACCUGCAGAGGUCGAGGCCGCGAAGAACCACUUUAACCUGCUCAAGGUGGUGUCUCACCUGGGUGGAUCGAAAUCGAUCACCCCCGAAGAGGUCGAAGGAUCGCUAUCGCAAGUGGAGGAAUGGCUGAGCUCGAAGGCUCAGUACCUCGAACCAACCGACAAGACAUCGCCAAUCAUUUCCAACACAGCCAUCACCUUCCACUCAGAAUCCCCCUCCGCGCCAUCCUGGAGAUUCCUCCACGAAACAUCGCUCAUCCUCGAAACCCUCAAGGCCGUCUCGCAAUUAACAACCAUCGCAUCGAAGAAGGGCACCAAAUCCGCCAAACUGCCCAAGGACCGUCUGGAGCAACUGACAACAUCCGUCCGUCAAGCUCACGAGAGCGUACGGACAAACAUCCGUAAUCUCAAGUCUCGUAUCUCUGAGUCGGGCGUGCUGAGCGCGUUGAUCGAUCUCGUGCUCAGUGGCACGACCGGUGAACUUCGCGAUGCGCUGGAGAAGACGCUCGAUACUUCGGCAUUGGAAGUGUUUGCCGGAGAGUUGAUGGAGAGCUGGGAAGAAGGAUUGGAGGGGUUAGUCGGGGUGACUCUGUGAGAGGGAGUUGCAGAAAGAAAACGCAUGCACAUAGAUGAAUGAAUAUAAUGCUGAACUCCGGACAGGUAGCAGCCUACCUGUACCGGUAUGAAUGAUGGCAUGAGCAGACAUUUCAACCUUCCUCGGCUAUAG
This is a messenger RNA of Aspergillus glaucus CBS 516.65, 3073 nucleotides long. Its product is annotated as MDM20/NAA25 family protein. The transcript has 8 exons. Gene Ontology annotation, molecular function: protein-N-terminal amino-acid acetyltransferase activity. Gene Ontology annotation, biological process: N-terminal peptidyl-methionine acetylation. The record is from RefSeq and is a predicted model, not a curated record. Gene Ontology annotation, cellular component: cytoplasm; NatB complex. Lineage: Eukaryota; Fungi; Ascomycota; Eurotiomycetes; Eurotiales; Aspergillaceae. The coding region runs from base 134 to 2941 and encodes 935 amino acids.